AUGGGCAUCUCAGGACUUCUCCCACUGCUGAAGUCAGUCCAGAAGCCAGGCAGUCUUAAGAAAUAUGCAGGCCAGACUAUUGGUGUUGACACUUAUGGCUGGCUGCACCGUGCAACUGCUGCCUGCGCCAUUGAUCUGGCCCUAGACAAGCCCACCACAAAAUAUGUCGAUUUUGUCAUGCAUCGUGUUCGCAUGCUCAUCCACUUUGGUGUUACCCCUUACCUCGUUUUCGAUGGCGACAAUCUCCCAAGCAAGGCAGGUACCGAGAAGGGUCGAAGAGAGAGAAGGAAAGAAAGCAAGAGGCUGGGAUUGGAACUUUUGAAAGUUGGCAAGGUAGCCCAGGCGCAACAGGAACUUCAGAAGAGCGUAGAUGUGACGCCAGAAAUGGCGCGAAUGGUUAUUGAAGAGCUGAAAAAGAACAACAUCCAAUAUGUUGUUGCACCAUACGAGGCCGAUUCACAGCUUGCAUAUCUCGAACGCAAGGGAAUCAUUAACGGCGUGCUUUCAGAAGACUCCGAUUUGCUCGUCUUCGGAGUCAAGUGUCUUAUCACGAAGCUAGACAAGUAUGGAGAGUGCAUUGAGGUCAACCGGAAUCAUUUCACAGCCUGCAGAGAAGUCAGUUUCGUAGGCUGGUCCGAUGCCGACUUUCGAAGAAUGGCCAUCUUGAGCGGUUGUGACUACCUGCCCGGUAUAGGUGGGCUUGGUUUGAAGACUGCCCAUCGAAUGCUACGCAAACACAAGACUGUAGAUCGUCUUGUCAAAGCCGCCCAGUUUGAUGGAAAGCUUAAAGUACCUGCUGGGUUCAUGGAAUCGUUCGACCAAGCAGAGAAGACAUUCCUUUACCAAUGGGUCUACUGCCCAGUUGAAGAGAAGCUUGUCAACCUAACGCCGCUUGGUGAUGGGGUAAAUCUUGCCGACAUGCCGUACAUCGGAGAGGAGGUCCCACCCCACCUUGCCAAAGGUGUCGCUUUAGGCGACCUGUAUCCGCGUUCGAAGCUUCCAAUGGAAGUUGCUGGCAAGUCUAAAUCCAACAUCCAGCCGCUGGCCCCCUCCCGACGGUCUUCAGCGAUUAUGCAAACGCCCGAUGCAAAGAACAUGAAGUCAAUUGACUCCUUCUUCAAGCCCAAGCGCACACCCUUGGCUGAGUUGAGCCCGAACCUCUUUACUCCUUCACCAAGCCAGCAAGUCUUGCUUGAGCAACAACGUACCAGUAGUGGCUGGGCUGCAGUGCCAGCUCCAAUUUCGCGACUACAACAACAGUAUCCUCCACCUCCCAGUACGGCACCCCAGCCCCGGCGUACAAUAACAGAUCCUAUUGGAGGCCGGCGGUCGGUCCCUCCGUCCAAGAGACCCCGGCUUUGUUCGGAUUCUGUAUUCGACACUCCUACCGCUGGCGGUGAAGAUGUUGUGCGAAGUCAGUUCUUUGCAUCAUCCACGCCAGAACCAAGUCCAACGUUACAUCGUCGGAAGAAGAGCAGGAGAAAGACCGACCAGGAUAUUCAACUUUAUUCGGACGACUCAAUCCAAGAAGGAGAAGUGGAAGCUGCUGAUUUGGAGCAGACUGCAUCUCAGCGGAAGAACAAGUUGCGAGUCUUCAGUGAUGUGCAGUCAAGUAUAAGUAGCGAAUCACAGUCAACGACAUUUUCGAGAGGUAGUACGGCUCAAUCUCAAGAGACCGCCGGUACAUCCACGCCGGCAUCAUCUCCCGGCAGCCCAGAACCAGAGUCAUCCUUUAGCGCAGCGAUAUCUUCUCAACUCAGCGAUUUGCGGUCAAAAUUUACCUACAAGGCCCCAGGCAUCCCUUCGCCGACAAAAACAAUGCCCCGGGUUCCUAAAGCUCGUCUUGAUAGGCAAACUACUGAGGCUUCGCGGCCUACGCCACUGUCGCUCGAGUCUGGUUCAGCAUCUCUUCCCGAGACACCUGCAGAAUCAAUUCUCCCUGGUACGCCGCCGCCCGCAGAUGAAGAAGUGGAUCUGGUGGACUCUGCUUGGGCAGCUAUGGAGUCUGAGGUUGUUGUUGCUGCAAGUUCACCGCCUCCUGUAACGCCUGCGAAGCGGAGGCGAUCGUCGUUGAAAGGAAGCGAAGAUCUGCUUGUACUAGAUAGUGAUGUGGAAAGCGUGUGUUCGCCGCGGAAGCCCAUGUUUAAUCUUGCUCGUUUUGCAUUUGCCGGAUAG
Molecule: messenger RNA, 2175 nt
Organism: Bipolaris maydis ATCC 48331
Lineage: Eukaryota; Fungi; Ascomycota; Dothideomycetes; Pleosporales; Pleosporaceae
Product: PIN domain-like protein
Biological process (GO): DNA double-strand break processing; DNA recombination; mismatch repair
Cellular component (GO): nucleus
Molecular function (GO): DNA binding; 5'-3' DNA exonuclease activity; metal ion binding
Source: RefSeq, a predicted model, not a curated record